AUGAACCACUUCGCACAGGAUGCGGUGAUCCACCGAUACGCCCUCUCGGCGUUAUCUCCGCUUGCUUACAUUCCGGAGUACGCGACGCAGAUCAUCGACGCCGGUGGGGUUCAGGCGGUGAAGAACACACUGCAGUAUCACUCUGGUGAUCCACAGGUGGCAAUCAGCGCCUUGCAGAUGAUCAAUGAAUUGGCCAAGCAUGAAGGCUGCAAGGAUGCUCUGGUUUCGGCUGGCCUGAUCCCGGUGCUCCUUCAAGUCAUGCAGGCUCACUCUGGCAAUCCUCAUGUCCAAGCACUUGGAUUGAAGUGCCUGGCCACCCUAUGUGGCAAUUCAACAUCCAUUCAGGCUGGGCUUUACCAGGCACAAGGGAUUCCCGCAAUUCUCAAUGCUAUCCGAUCAGCUGCCGAUACAAGGGCCACUGAUGAGGGAACAGUGGGUCUCAUCACAGAGGGCAUGAACCUCCUCGCUGCGAUCUCCACGAACCAAGAGUGCCGUCCGCAGAUCAUGCAGUAUGGUGGCAUAGAGAUCACCUUGCAGGUGAUGAGAUUUUACAUCGAUUUCCCUUUGGUCCAGGAGCAUUGCCUGCGGAUCCUCUCUGGCUUGACUCUUUGGCCCGAGGCAGCGGCGAAGCUUCUCAAGGCUGGCUACAUCGAUUGCAUCAUUGCCGCGAUGGCAAAGUAUCCUGAGACACAGGGCGUGCAGAUGAGCGGAGCCUAUGCCUUGGGCAUGGUAGCUGGGUCUGACGAUGCAAAGGUAGCUGUCAUCAACGCGAAAGGCAUUGAAGCGCUGGUGACUGCGAUGUACUGGCAUCCGAUGGACCAGCAUGUGAACGAGCAGGCGUGUGCAGCGCUCUCAAUUUUGUGUGAAGCUGACCGAGGAAAGACGAUCCUGGCCAACGCAGUGGCAGGCGACGAGAAGAUGCCUUCUCCAGAGGUAAUCACAAACUCCAUGCGGAACAUUUACACCAUCGCGAACCCUGUGAAGCAAAUGGUCAAGCUUGUGGCAAUUGCUGGCCUCGACGAAACGAUGAGAAGCGGCCUCAUCCAGGCCUUCACCAUCAACGGAAUUGUGCAGGUGCUGCAGGUCCACGCAGAAAACUCAGCCGUCGUGUUCUACGCGCUGAAGGCCACUGUGACCCUGGGCUACCCUCACCCGCCACCCGAGAUGAUUCAUGUCUGCGAAAGCCUCUUGGAUUUCGUCCUGGCUGUGAUGCGCGCCUUCCCGGCGGAAGCCAGAAUCCAGGAGACUGGCUGCGAGGUUCUUUCCAUCCUGGCGAGGGUCGAGUCUAUGCAGGACCCCAUCAUCACCAAGGGAGGCAUCGCGCUGAUCUGCACGGCCUUGAAGUCCUUCCAAGCCGACACGGGCAUCCAACGAAAAGGAUGUCGUGCCUUUGCCAACCUCGGUGAGUUCCAGAGCUCCCGGGAAGCCAUCCGACGCGAGGGCGGCAUUGAGCUCAUCAUUCUUGGCAUGAAAUACCAUGUUUCGCAUCCAGAGGUUGGAGAACAAGGCUGCGCUGCCAUUGCGAACUUAGCUUUGGACGAGGCGAAUCGCACACACAUAGCACAGAACGAGGGCGUGAACGCGGUUCUCGCUGGCUUGCGGCUGCAUCAGUCGCAUCCAGGAAUCCAGGCGUUUGGCUUGGGUGCGCUGGGCAACCUGGCAACUGCAGAGGACAACUGCGCCGUGAUCCUGAAAGCUGGCGCCGUUGAUAUGGUGAUGCAUGCCAUGUCUUCCUGGACAGAUGAGCCUCGGGUUCAGCACUUCGCCUGCCUAGCGCUGUCCAACUUCGCCCACGACGAUGCCAACAAGGUUGCCAUUGGCCGGGCGGGAGGCAACAAGAAGAUCAUUUCCUCCAUGCAGAGGCACUCUGACCACGCAGGUGUUCAGGAGCAGGCUUGCGGUGCAUUGGCCAACCUGGGGGUCAACCAGCAGAACAUGGUGGAGAUUGCCCAGCUCAGCGGCAUUGAGCUUGUCAUUGCUUCGCUCAAGAAGUUCCCGACGGAGCCGGGUGUACAGGAGAAUGGAUGCUUUGCUCUGUCCAAGUUCCUUACCAUGCCCAAUGAGUCGUACCGCCAACGCAUGAAGCAAGCUGACGCAGAGGCCAAGACCGAGACCUCUCAUUGCCAGCGCUCUUCCAGAAAUCCUAUCAUUUGCAGCAUGUGA
Messenger RNA from Symbiodinium pilosum, 2163 nucleotides. The record is from the annotation of a GenBank genome assembly. NCBI's taxonomy places the organism in Eukaryota, Dinophyceae, Suessiales, Symbiodiniaceae.